AAAAAGAAAAGAAAAGAAAAGAAUGUGGGUUAUAUGGUGGAUAUUGCAGCAAAAGAAAAACCAGACCUUCCAUGCUGAAGGAUGAGAGAGACAGCAAAGAGAUUGAGAGAGAAAGACAGAGAGAGAGAGAGAGAGAGAGAUGGUGUGAUAAAAGAGGAGGUUUAAGGGAGGGUUUUAGGUCCACCAACUGGUAGUUAGAGAUAGAACUCCUUAACCAAACAUAUCCUCAACAACAGCCAAAGGAGAAGAAGAAAGAAGAAGAGGAAGAAAGGGAAGGACGAAAGAAAGCAGUAGUGGAAGAAUUUGAAAGAAGAAGCAAAAAGAGAGAGAGAGAGUGGGGAGGGGAGAGAAGGAGGACAAGUACUACCAACUACUACAACUGGGUUUCAAAGCAAGAACCUCAAAAAGCAAAAAAAGUUUCUUCUUUUAUCUCCAAAAAGAGGAAGCUAUUUUUUAGAAGAAAUAAAUAGUUAGAAGAGAGAAAACUAUCAUCUUUUGAAGGGGAGAGACAGAGAGAGAGAGAGAGAGAGGAGGUAUAAGGUUCAAGUUUGAGUGAAUCUCUCACGUGGGGUUUGAUGGAAAUGAUGGAUAGAGAAUAUAUGAUUAGGGAAAAGGAGCAAAAAAAAGUGAUAUAAUUCAUUGCUCUAUCUCUCUCUCUCUUUGAGUUUGAAUUAUUAUUAUCAUUGCCUUUUAUUUCUAUCAACAAACCGAAAAGGCUCUUUUUUUUUUGGGUUUAUCUCUUUUUUGAUAUUUUUAUUGUGGUAUGUGCAAAAAUUUCGAUGAAAAGUGAAGUGUUGGGUGGUUGUUCUUCUGGGUUCUUGGGAUCGCAAAGUGUUUGGUUUCUUAAGGAUUUUGUUAUCAGCAGCGGAUCGGGUGGUGUCUUUGAGAAUUCCUGUUCCCCACAACUCCCACAACUCCCACAACUGUUACUGGUUUCAAGUUUCAGUUCAUGGCGCAACUAUGUAAUCUGACUUGAACGGGGCGCCAGGAAAGUUUCCAGAUUGAGAGAAAUAUGGCUACUUAUUACACUGGUUCCAAUAAUCAAAGAGAUACCGCCGCAAUGAUCUAUUUAAGAGAAUCGAUGCCUGGUUCAUAUCCAGAGGCACCUGUUCUUCCUGUUAAUUCUAUGAUGUAUAUGAAUUCUGGUUCAUACUCAGACGCAUUCGCUGGGAAUUCUCAGCAACAAAAUAACUGCAUUGAGAUUCAGGCUGUGGAAGCUUCAGAUUCAACUUCACAGCAUCAAGAAAUCUUGUCAAACCUUGGUGGCUCCCGAGUUGGGGAGCAUGAUUUUGGUACUUGGAGGGAUGGUAGAAACGAAAUGCUAGUUAUGCAUCCAAUGGGUGGUCCUGCCAGCUUCCUCCAUGGUGGUCAAAGCUUGCAAGGGCAAGGACUGUCCCUUAGCCUUGGUACCCAAAUUCCCUCUGGAAUUCAAAUGCCUUCCAUGCCCUAUCGAAAUCCCAAUUCAGGGUUUGCUUCAUUCUUGAGUCCAAAUCCAUCACUUACCGGAGAAGGUGGCAGCAGGAAUAGCUCUUCUAGAGAUGAACAGUCAAGAAAUGCUGAAUAUCUGCCACCUGGUUUUUCUGGAGGUAACCAAGAUUCAAAUAAAGGGGAUUUGUCUGCAUAUGGGAUGUCAAGUAUUGCAAGAACUAUUCCUAAUUCCAAAUAUCUCAAGGCAGCACAACAGCUGCUUGAUGAAGUUGUUAAUGUUCGAAAGGCUCUAAAGCAGCCUGAUGGAGAGAAAAACCAAAGCUCACAAGACCGGAUGAAGAGUUCCACGGAUGAUGAUGGGGGAUCAAAGAAUGUGCCUUCAAACCAGCAAGAAUGCUCCAACAACUCUCCAAACGAGAUGUCACAUGCUGAAAGACAAGAACUGCAAAGCAAGUUAACAAAGCUGUUGUCCAUGUUGGAUGAGGUUGAUAGAAGGUAUAAACAGUAUUAUCAUCAGAUGCAGAUUGUAGUAUCAUCAUUUGAUGUGAUAGCAGGGUGUGGAGCAGCUAAGCCUUACACAGCGCUUGCACUGCAGACUAUAUCCCGCCACUUCCGAUGCUUGCGUGAUGCAAUUAAUGGUCAAAUUCGGGCAACACGUAAAAGUCUCGGGGAGCAGGAUACUUCAGAAAACAGUAAAGGAGUAGGAAUUACUCGUCUACGGUAUGUGGAUCAGCAGCUGAGACAACAGAGAGCUCUUCAGCAGCUUGGUAUGAUGCAACAACAUGCAUGGAGGCCUCAGAGAGGGCUGCCUGAAAGCUCGGUUUCAAUACUUCGUGCUUGGCUAUUUGAGCAUUUUCUUCAUCCCUACCCGAAGGAUUCUGAUAAGAUCAUGCUAGCAAGACAAACUGGCUUGACUAGAAGUCAGGUUUCCAAUUGGUUUAUAAAUGCACGGGUCCGUCUCUGGAAGCCUAUGGUCGAAGAGAUGUACAAGGAAGAAUUUGCAGAUGCAGAGAUGGACUCUAAUUCUUCUUCUGAAAAUGCAGUCAAAGCAACGAAAGGUGAUACAAGGACCUCUGAGGACAGAGGUGAAGAUCUGCAACAAAGUGGGAGUUCAUCAGCCACAGAGAGAUGUAGCACUGGACAAUUGAUGGAUUCCAAAUCAGACCCCGUUUCUGAUGUAGAAAUGGCAGGACCAAGUACUGGAGCUGGUUUCCAAAAUGUCUCACGUGGAGAAACUGAAACUGAAUAUGGGUUACUGAAGCUAAGGGAAGAGAAGAGGCCUAAUGUGGAUGACUCUAAUCUCUUUCCUGAUGCAAUUGCUCAUUCUGGUGGCGGUAAUGAUCGGUUUAUGGCAGCUGCUGCUGCUGCUUAUCACAUGUCAGAAUUGGGGAGGUUUGGAAGUGGAAGCGGGGUGUCUCUCACUUUGGGAUUGCAGCAUUGCGAGGGUGGUAGUAUACCUAUGUCAGGUGGUAGCCAUCAAAGUUUCGUUGCAGUGAGAAGGGAUGGCAUAUACAAUCCUGCAGCAUCUUCUGUAGGAGCCGAAACAGCAGAUUUUGAAUGCAUAAAACCUGGUAACCGGCAGCACAGGUUCAGUUCCUCUCAUUUGUUACAUGAUUUUGUAGCAUGAAAUGUCCUUGACUGCAGAUUUACAUGGGUUAAUCUUCACGUUAUUCUCUUACGGGGAGAAGCAACUGUAGAGUGAGAGCCAGAUUGUCAACUGCUCGUUCAUCUUGCUUGCCAAUGGUAUUGGAAAGACAAGUCCUCUGAAUAUGGAGAAAGUAUAAAGACACAGUUGUAAUAUAUCAAGAAACUGAUUGGAGGGUCAGCAUAUUUGUAAAGAUACAUAAUUUUUGUUUAAUAUGUGAAGGGAAAAUGUACAAUUAGUUGCAGCUUCGGUAUUGAAGAAGAAACAUUCCUGAUUUGAAAUAAAGGUAGGAAUUGGGUUGUUCUA
Theobroma umbraticum is the source of this 3379-nucleotide messenger RNA. It is a transcript of the gene BLH7, whose product is annotated as BEL1-like homeodomain 7. Gene Ontology annotation, biological process: regulation of DNA-templated transcription. The record is from RefSeq and is a predicted model, not a curated record. Lineage: Eukaryota; Viridiplantae; Streptophyta; Magnoliopsida; Malvales; Malvaceae. Gene Ontology annotation, molecular function: DNA binding.